Messenger RNA from Cucurbita moschata (crookneck pumpkin), 1591 nucleotides. RefSeq names its product aldehyde oxidase GLOX1-like. The record is from RefSeq and is a predicted model, not a curated record. Bases 15 to 1541 code for a protein of 508 amino acids. The transcript is spliced from 3 exons. Lineage: Eukaryota; Viridiplantae; Streptophyta; Magnoliopsida; Cucurbitales; Cucurbitaceae.
CCACCGUCUCGGCUAUGCACAUGAAUUUGUUGCCAAAUAAUAAGAUGAUCAUGUUUGAUGCAGCUGCAUUUCACAUUUCACAAAUCAAGUUGCCCGGUGGCAAAUGUUUUCCGUACACGACCGAUCAAGGCGCUGCGAUGGAAGAUUGUUGGGCUCAUGGGGUCGAGUACGAUAUCGAAACGGGCAAUGUUAGACCACUCACGAUGGCUACGGAUCCAUGGUGCUCGUCGGGAGGGCUCGACGUCGAAGGAAGAUUGGUGAACACGGGCGGCUGGAGGGAUGGAACCAAAACCGUUCGAUACAUUACUCCGUGCGAGACUUGUGAUUUUAAGGAUUAUCCGAUGGCAUUGGCUCGUCCACGGUGGUAUUCGACUCAGAUCACCAUGUCGGAUGGUGGUUUCUUAUUGGUCGGUGGCCGGAGAUCUUACAGCGUUGAAUUUGUUCCGGCGGAAGGAAAAUCCAAUCCAAGAGCUAUCAAAUUACCGUUCCUUGAUGAAACAACUGAUUUGGAUGAGAAUAAUCUUUACCCGUUUGUUUAUCUUUCAACUGAUGGCAAUGUCUUCAUCUUCGCCAAUAGCCGUUCAAUCUUGUUUGAUCCUAAGACUCAUACCGUCCUUCACGAGUACCCGGUUUUGGAAGGCGGUUCCCGAAACUACCCCGCGUCGGCAAUGUCGGCACUCCUCCCUCUCAAGCUUCCACUCGUGAAUCCAGGGUCAAUUCCAGCCGAGGUGAUUAUAUGCGGCGGAGCUAAACCGGAGUCAUACCGGUUGGCGGAGAAGGGGAACUUCAUGCCGGCAUUGAUAGAUUGCGCUCGUCUAGAGAUCACAAAUCCCAAAGACGUUUGGAGGAAGGAACAAAUGCCAUCUCCUAGAGUAAUGGGCGACUUAUUAAUUCUCCCAACCGGCGAUCUUUUGCUUCUCAACGGCGCUACCACUGGUACAGCGGCGUGGAAUUUCGCCGAAAGCCCUAAUUACUCGCCUAUUCUCUACUCCCCAGACAAACCACAAGGUCAACGAUUCAAACAACUAGUCCCCACCAGAAUCCCCAGAAUGUACCACUCCUCCUCCGCCGUUCUCCCCGAUGGCCAAAUCCUCGUCGCCGGCAGCAACACCAACGCCGGCUACCUAUUCCAAGCUGUCAAAUACCCGACGGAAUUGAGGGUCGAGAAGUUCUCUCCGCCCUACCUUGAUCCGAUGUACGUCGCAUACCGCCCGGCCAUCCUGGCGGAGGAAUUGGUGCUCCCCUGGCAAUAUGGAAAGGAUUACGUUGUGAAAUUCAAUUUGUUAAUUGAGGGCCAAUUUGAUCAGAAAAAUGACAUUAGAGUCACGAUGUAUCCGCCGCCGUUCACGACGCACGGAUAUUCCAUGAGUCAGAGGCUUGUUGUGUUGGCGAAUAAGCAAGUGGCGGGGACCGGCGCCGGAACUUAUAGUGCGACGGUGGUGGCGCCGCCAUCUGGAAUCAUUGCGCCGCCUGGAUUUUAUAUGCUGUUUGUGGUUUAUCGUGGAAUUCCGAGUGUGGGAACUUGGAUUCAGAUUAAGUGAUUAUGAGCGAUUUAAUUUGAUUUAUCAAAUUAAAUUAAAUUCCUUCUGUG